AUGGAUUCAACAAACGAUGAGCAAGCUCGCUUUGAGCUUAUAGACGCACACGUCAAGAGCGAAAGCACACCGGCCGCGUCACCGCAGCCUUUCAUCGCCGACUCGACGCCGACCACAGACUCAAAAUCACACAAUGCACCGACACCUUCGGCAGAAGACACGGUGGCGACCAACGGCGCACAGCCUUCCAAAAAAAAAGGCACAGCAAAAGCCACACAGAAGCAGGUCAAGCGGCCGAAACCUUCGGGACCACCCAAGAAAUCCGCCAAGAGAGUCAAGGCGGACGACGCACUCACGGAGGAAGGGUCACAAGCAGAGAUUGAAGACGGCUCCGACGAUGACAUAUCAGAUGAUAACACCUACUGUAUCUGCAAGGGCAAGGACGACCAUCGAUGGAUGAUCUGCUGCGAGAAGUGCGAGGAUUGGUUUCACGGCGAGUGCAUCAACCUGUCCAAGGAGGUCGGGGAGACACUCAUUGAGAAGUUUAUCUGUCCGAGGUGCACAACCGAUACAUUCACGUCACUCUACAAGAAGACGUGCGGGCUGAAAGGAUGCCGCGAGCCAGCCAGGUUGGCGGCCGAUGGGGAUUACAGUGUAUUCUGCUCGAAUGAACACGCCCAGAGCUGGUGGGAGAGAAUGGUGUCGCGGCUGCCCAAGAGCCGGGGGAAGACGGGACUAAGCGACGAAUUAACACAGGACGAGCUCAUGGCGCUCCUGGCUUGUGGUAUGGGGACUGUGGGUGAGGACGCCAUCCUACAGAGGGCAGAAAGAGCCCGGUACAGCAUGGCGCAGGAGACGAUACUGUGUGAUCACAUGCGGACCUUGAUCGAACUAGCCAUGAAACGCCACCGACUUGCCGUCAAGGCUGGACGGCUCGCGAAGAACAGUUGUGGCUACGACCAUCGGCUCGACACGGUCACUGCACCCAACGCCUUUGCCGCGUUUAUCAAGACCCCCGAAGGCGAAUCGAUUCUCAAGAACAAGAGUCUCAGCGGUGGCGUCGACAGUGAUGACGACGAUGACCUGCGUGGGAUGUGCGAGGCGAGGCCUUGCAAGGCGCAUCGGGAAUGGGCGAAGAUACUGAUGCACGGCGUCAAGUGUCAGAUUCGCGAAAUGGUCCGUCAGUCAGCCGAGAUUGAUGAAGAGGAGAGAGUUGUGCGCGAUGCGGCCAAGGAGCGGUGGAAACGAAAGCUCGCUGAGAACAACUGGGUCGAGGCCAUUGACGACGAAGACUGA
Molecule: messenger RNA, 1236 nt
Organism: Emericellopsis cladophorae
Lineage: Eukaryota; Fungi; Ascomycota; Sordariomycetes; Hypocreales; Bionectriaceae
Product: Set1 complex component-like protein
Exons: 2
Coding region: 1-1236 (411 amino acids)
Biological process (GO): positive regulation of DNA-templated transcription
Cellular component (GO): Set1C/COMPASS complex
Source: RefSeq, a predicted model, not a curated record